Molecule: messenger RNA, 469 nt
Organism: Closterium sp. NIES-67
Lineage: Eukaryota; Viridiplantae; Streptophyta; Zygnematophyceae; Desmidiales; Closteriaceae
Source: the annotation of a GenBank genome assembly
AUACGCAUGCCUCUUCCUGUCCCAGAACAGCCAUGGCAAGUGGUCAGUCUAGACUUCACCACCGGGCUACCAACUACCACAAGUGGUCAUGACGUAAUCCUUGUCGUCAUUGACAAGUUCUCCAAAAUAGGACACUUCAUCCCGACACACACGACAGCACGCACCGAAGAGGCAUCACAACUCUUCGUUGGCAACAUCAUUUCACAACAUGGCAUUCCAACCACACUCAUCUCCGACCGAGACCCUAAGUUCACCAGUAAGUUCUGGAAAGAACUAAUGUCUCUACUCGGAACCAAACUUGCCAUGUCAUCCGCAUACCAUCUGCAGACAGACGGACAGACCGAGAGCCUCAACCAAAUUGUGGAGCAACUCCUCCGCGCGGCCUGCAAGGACAAAAUCUCCAAGUGGGACUUGCAUCUACCCAUACUGGAGUUUGCCUAGAACAAUGCUACUCACUGUUGUGUGAUGU